UUUCUUAAAACAUAUUUACUUGUUGUAAAUAGAACAAUGGCAUCUAAAUAUAAAAUUAUAAUAAAAAAACAUGUGAAAGAAGCUUCACAGUGUUUGUCUUCAGAAAAUCCUGAAAUAUUGCAGAAUUCUUGUAACGAAAUGCAAGAUAUUGUUUCAACCAUACCUACUUCAUUAUCUACAAGAGAAGAAUAUAUUUCAAUGGAUCAGAUGAAUAAAGAUUUUAAAGAUUUAAAGUUACAAGCAUAUAACGAAUCUAAUGAAAAUGAAGGUGAAUACCUUGCAGGAAAUAUUAAUAAUGUUAUUGAAACACUUAAUGUGGUACUUGUAAAACCAUUCUCAUUGGACACUCUUUUAUAUUUUGAAACUCCAUUAUUCUUAAAGUGUACAAGUGUUCAAAAUUCUGAAACAAAAUAUGUAUUUUUGGGUUAUAUUGAUGAUAUAUUUGGAUCAGUUGGAGAACCUAUGUACUCUGUAACUUUGAAAUGCAAUUUACGUGAUAUGUUGAAUAUUAACACUGAAGUGUACUAUUUUCCAAAUGAUCCAAAUACUUUACAUAUCAAUGUUGUUACUAACACAGUUAAAAUCUAAACAGAAUAUAUUAUAUUGUUACUUCAUAACAUUAAUUAAAAUAAUUAUAAUAAAUUAUAAUAAACAAUUAUAGAAAGUAAUUUGUGAUUGAGUUAACAUUUAAGUUUUAAUCAUUAUUAAUGAGUAAUCACUUUGUGUAAUUCUGUUACAUAUAAAGUAAUUAUCAAUUUCAAAUUUUUCAUAUUCAUUGAAGAAACUGUAUAUUAUUCAUUAUUGUUUUAUCUGAUAUUUAUAAUGUUAGGGAUAAUUACUUUUCCCAUUAUAAUACUGUGACUCUUGAUAUGGAAAGCAAGUACAAUUUAAGAAGAAAAUAAAAACAUUAGAGAAUCUUCUUUAGUAAAAAUGGGAAAGUAGUUUAAUGAUUAUAAAAAUUCUACUGCUGUUUUAUUUCUAUAUUUUCUUUCAAUUAAUCUCAGAAGGUAUAACAAUAUGUCAUAUAGGUAUUUUGAAAUUUCAGAAGAAUGGCACGUUUAUAAUAAUCAUUCUACAUUUGGAAUAAGUUCUAAUAUAGCGACUAAAAAAUUCUAUUACUUUUGCUUCGUUAGAAUUAUACUUUUAUUUCAAUUGUAAGAUAUAAGAGUUCUUCAUCAAUUCAAAUGAUGUACAUAAGAUAGUUAAUCAUUUCUAAGCUUCAC
Nomia melanderi (Alkali bee) is the source of this 1223-nucleotide messenger RNA. RefSeq lists its product as uncharacterized. Lineage: Eukaryota; Metazoa; Arthropoda; Insecta; Hymenoptera; Halictidae. Gene Ontology annotation, biological process: pseudouridine synthesis; ribosome biogenesis. The record is from RefSeq and is a predicted model, not a curated record.